UGGCAGUAAAACAUCACGUGACCCGGAAGUACUCUUCCCCUGCUAGAGCUAAUUAGCAUGUUUGUUUGCUCGCCAUAGACACGUCACGAGCGCGUGAAACACGCCUUAAGAAUAUAUAUUUUUAACGGGACUCAUAUGGAAGACAUGAAGCCCGGCGUGGCCUGCUUGGACGUCGACGUGUCGAGUCGCCUAGCUCGUGAAACGCCGCCGCGGCCCGGGCAAUAGCACCCCCCUCGAAGCUAGUUAGCUUAGCGAAGAGGAGGCCAUUAAUUAAAUUACACGUCGUCGUUUGUUGACUCGUUCCACUCGUUUGUGAAGCUCGGUGGUUUGAGUUCUGGGUGCGUCUUUUGCCUCCGAAAGUUUUCACAUAUCUUGGGGAGAUUCGAUUUAGCCGCAGCGUUCAAAGUGUAGCCAUGGAGGACUUGAGCUCCAUCAGCCUGCUGUCUCUUGCCAUGCUGGUGGGCUGCUAUGUGGCCGGGACCAUUCCCUUGGCAGUCAACUUCUCAGAGGAGAAGCUAAAGCUGGUCACCGUGUUGGGAGCGGGACUCCUGUGCGGCACGGCCCUCGCCGUCAUCAUUCCCGAAGGCGUCCACGCUCUUUACGAGGAAAUCCUGGAAGGGGGCGGGCAUCACCCCCCGAGCCAGGUGGGCAUUGUCGCUGAGGCGUCGGCCAGGGGCGAGGCGGCGGCGGUGGUGGCGGCGGCGGCGGCGGCGGCAGCAGCGCCGGGCACGGACGGCCACCACGAGCACGGCCAGGAGCAGCUCCACGCCUGCAUCGGCGUAUCGCUGGUGCUGGGUUUCGUCUUCAUGCUGUUGGUGGACCAGAUCGGCUCGUCGCACAUGCACAGCGCCGAGGAUUCGGAAUCGGCCAGAGUGGCCUCCUCCAAAAUUACCACCACCCUCGGUCUAGUGGUGCAUGCUGCUGCUGACGGCGUGGCCCUUGGAGCCGCCGCCUCCACCUCCCAAACCAGCGUCCAGCUCAUCGUUUUUGUCGCCAUCAUGCUCCACAAGGCCCCCGCCGCGUUUGGCCUUGUGUCCUUCCUCAUGCACGCCGGGCUGGAGAGGAAUCGCAUCCGCAAGCACCUGCUGGUGUUUGCCCUUGCCGCCCCCGUCCUGGCCAUGCUCACCUUCCUCGGACUCAGCCAGAGCAGCAAGGAAGCGCUGUCAGACAUCAACGCCACUGGCGUGGCCAUGCUUUUCUCGGCCGGCACCUUCCUUUACGUGGCAACUGUGCACGUGCUGCCCGAGGUGGGCGGAGUGGCGGGCCACAGUCACGGGGCGCCGGGCGGCAACGGCGGCAAGAGUCUGAGCAAGGUAGAGGUGGGCGCCCUGGUGCUUGGCUGUCUCAUCCCGCUGCUGCUGUCGGUCGGCCAUCACCAUUAGGAUGACGGUGGAAACAAAAGACGUGAACGUGGAACUGUUAUAUUCACGGGUGAUUUUUGUUUUCUUUUUUUUUCUUUUUUUUUUCUUUUUUUUUUCUUUUUUUCCAAAUUUUAUUUUAUUUUUUUAUAUAAACACUGUACAGAUAGAUCUCUUAGACAGAUUUAAAGUGACGUUCAAGUGCCAUUGUAGCUGGACCUCCGCUACUUCCUGCUUCUGGGACGUUGUGUAUGUAUAUUUUGUUUCUUUACGGCGGAAUAUCUCAAUUAACAAGGUUUCUUUAGUGCCCCUCGCCAAUUAAAGGGGUAUUCCAUACACGCAACCACAACGAGAUCACUAUUUCUGGGCUAUGAUUGUGCUAAAUUCACUUUAAUCUGUUAAAUGCAGUCACCAGAAAUCAUGACUUUUUUCCCCAUUGGGCUUGAGGAACUUUUGAAACAUUUAGGGCGGUAUAGUGUAUAUAUAUAUAUUUUUUUUGUCAUUCCACAGUGAGUCUGCCUCAUGUUUGAUGGUGCAAAGUGGGUUGUAAAGCAACAUGUUUUAUGACUAAAUUAAAUGUCUUUUUCUGUUUUUAAACUGGUGCAAACAAACAAACAAGUGUCACGCCUCGCUUUGCUUGAUAAGCUCAUCAAAUCCAAAUACUUUUGUCCAUCGCUUUUACUCUUUUGGUGAUAUUUUGUCAUGGGAGGGGGGAGGGGGGGAAGGUGUCGUGAAAAGUGCUCAGUGGGAGCCUUCCCUGUGAGCACGUGUUGGGAAAAGCAGCUUUAGUAGUGUAGUUUAGUGUGAGCGCGCCGGGAUGGAUAAAGCCACGAGGAGGAGGAUUUGUGUUGUCACGUUCAAUGGCGAUGUCCUCUGCUUGUUUCUUUCCUCUUAAAUGUGUCAUUACUGCUUUAAAUCUCUCCCUCUCUCUCUUAUAUAUACAUACACACUCACACACAAGGGGGAGAAAAGCCGUUAAUGUUGACAGCUCACCAUUAAGAACAUUAUCUGUAAUCUGACAUCACACACACAAACACAUGAUCUGACAUAUGUUUGAAUGUGCUCUACUAGAUUCUCACACAGGUUCCCCCCCCCCCCCCCCCCCCCUGUAUGUUCUAACCCAGUGAGACCCAAACCUUUAUCGUGCCAAGGCAGCCAUUUUACAGAAAAAUCUCAUCGUGCAGCACCCAACAAAAAUACUGAAAUGUAUGAAGGGCAACAGGUGGAUACGCAGGUUUAUCUUACCUUUUGCCAUCUAAUGGAAGAGCAUUAAAUUUCUCAGAUUUG
Phyllopteryx taeniolatus (common seadragon) is the source of this 2645-nucleotide messenger RNA. It is a transcript of the gene slc39a9, whose product is annotated as solute carrier family 39 member 9. Gene Ontology annotation, cellular component: membrane. The record is from RefSeq and is a predicted model, not a curated record. Lineage: Eukaryota; Metazoa; Chordata; Actinopteri; Syngnathiformes; Syngnathidae. Bases 414 to 1382 code for a protein of 322 amino acids. Gene Ontology annotation, molecular function: metal ion transmembrane transporter activity. The transcript has 7 exons. Gene Ontology annotation, biological process: transmembrane transport; zinc ion transport.